Messenger RNA from Nasonia vitripennis (jewel wasp), 1923 nucleotides. RefSeq lists its product as uncharacterized. Bases 135 to 1898 code for a protein of 587 amino acids. NCBI's taxonomy places the organism in Eukaryota, Metazoa, Arthropoda, Insecta, Hymenoptera, Pteromalidae. The record is from RefSeq and is a predicted model, not a curated record. The transcript is spliced from 3 exons.
UUAUUUAAGUAUAGAGUAUUAUUGGGAUGUAUGUAUCGUCGUACAAUUUGCAACCUUCAGUAAAUAUAAAGAAACUUCUCAGUUAGAAAGUAGAGCUUGAAAAAAUUCGUUGUAAGAGUGUAAAAAUAUUUAUUAUGCUUUUAUUUUGGUGCAAAAUUAGUUUAUUAUCUGCACUAGUAAGUUGCAUAGCAGGGAACACAAAACUUCCUUUUCAACCCAUAUCGAAACACGCCGAUUUUAAUUCGAAAACGUUGGUUUCUUGCUUUAGGGUUGUCGUAAAUAAAACAUUUGACCAAAAUAUAAAAACUUUCGCAUUGUAUUUCGAUGAUGAUAUCGUCUGCCAUCGAAUAUUUAUUACUCUGCAUUCAAAAUCACAGGUAUUUUUGAGCAAAGAAGUUUUAAAAAUGUCAAUGAGAAGAAAAGGAAUCGUUAUUUUGAUAAGGUACGUACACAAGUUGUAUAAAUAUUUCAACGAAACGUUUCUGAGUAUAGUAUAUGCGAGAUACUUAGUUGUAACGGACAUACAUGUAAAAGAGCUGUUGGAAUUAACUAAUGUUUUGAGGAAAAAUAAUUUUACUUAUGUUGUAUUCUUAUCCAUUUCGACGACUGGAAGUGUAUCUUUUUCAAAAUUUAAUUACGAAAAAAUGAGAGCAAAUCAAGAAAUUUCACUGGAUGUAUACAAUUGCGAGACUGAUUUGAAGAAUGAAAGUCUUACUUCAAAUUUUGCUACUAUAAAUUGUCCAAUUAGAGGUUGUUCUUUAACCUACUUGCGGGUUAACGAAGGCGUCCAAUUCAGCAAUGGAUUGAGGCUUCACAGAAAUAGUAGAGGGCGGAAGAUUCUUGAAAUGUUUGGUAACGUAUCGCGUAUCAAGUAUCGUGAUUAUAAUAAUGACAAGCUGUCGUGGGAUCGAGCGGUAGAGUUGCUGAAAAGGGGUGAAAUAGAUAUAAUCUAUGGUUCAGAUUUACCUUCAGGUGACAAACAGAUUCUUCGUUUGGAUUUUACUGGAAGCUACGGGACUGAAAAAUUUGUGUUUAUUGACAAAAUUUCCUAUGAGCGUCUGAAUUACGUCACUAAUUUUUUGGCCCCGUUUAAAUGGAAAAUCUGGCUUUGUAUGAUAUUGAGCGUAGCAUUAUAUUCGGCAUACAUAUGUUUGCUACAAAACUAUUAUCGGAUAGGUCUCACAGGAGAAUAUUUAAGAAUCAUGGAUGCUUAUGCAGUAAUGUUUAACCAGACUUUUCGCCUACCAAACAAGUCUGCUUUCAGAUUUAUCGUGAUUAUUUGGAUUUUAGGUAACAUGAUUACUAACCUUUAUUAUCAGAGUGAAUUAAAAAGUUACAUUAUCGUUACUAAAGAGAUAAAACUUGAAAGUUUUUUGGAUGUAAUGCUUGCCAACAGACAAUUAGGUGACCCUUCUUUUAUUAGAGAUAUUCUAGAGGACUACGACAAUGAAACGGUGAUGCACAUAUUAUACAAAAGGUAUAGAAAUAUUCUACCAAACGAAAUGUUAAGCGCACUGCAAAACAAUACGAUUAUAGCUUUUCCAAAGUACUUGAUUUUGGAUCUCGUAGAUCAAUACAAUGAAAAGUCCAACAAGUCAAUCAACAAUAUUUACACUCUGAAACAAAUCGUUGCGGAGUAUCCCUUAAUUCUUUACCUGCAACACGGACACCCAUAUUUAUCAAGACUAUCUCAAAUAUUGAGCAGAACCGCGCAAGGCGGGCUUUUGAAAUUCAACGAUGAAAUCAUUCUGGAUAAAGAAGGCGCAGAGAGUUCAGAGACAAUGCUGGACAUGAAGCAGAUUAUACUUGCAUUUGAGCUACUAGUUGUCGGAUGCGCAAUCAGUACCGCGUGUUUUAUGUACGUGCUGUUUGUUUGCAAAAUAAAGUCCUUAUUAUAAAUUGAGUGAGCGAUUUAUCGCAAGU